AUGUCUCUGCUGUGUUCCCUAUCAAACGAGGUGCCUGAGCAUCCAGUUGUUAGCCCUCGCUCGGGCCAUAUUUUUGAAAGACGGUUGAUUGAAAAAUACCUCGGGGAAAAUGGGACUGACCCCAUCGAUCAGCAACCUUUGGCGGUUGAGGAGCUAAUUGAUAUUAAAACACCGGCCUUUGUCCGUCCUAAACCUCCUUCUGCAACAUCAAUCCCUGCUAUAUUAAAGACUUUGCAGGAUGAGUGGGAUGCAGUUAUGCUACAAUCAUUUACACUCCGACAGCAGUUGCAGACUGCUAGACAGGAAUUAUCACAUGCUUUGUACCAGCAUGAUGCAGCUUGUCGCGUUAUCGCUAGGCUAACAAAGGAAGUAACAGCUGCACGUGAAGCUUUGGCUACAUUAAAACCACAAGCUGGUAUAAUACAACCAUCUCAGAUGAAUGUACAAAAUAUUAACACAACUCAUCAACCUCCUGCUGGCACAGCUCCAACUGUUCCUCCAUCCUUAGACACAAGUGACAACUCAAGUACUGUAGAUUCAAACCAGCUGCAAGAAGAGAUUGGUAUAAGCGAAGAUGUUAUCAACACUCUACAAGAACGGGCUAGUCAGCUUACCGCAGAGCGAAAACGACGUGGAAAAACAGUACCAGAAGGAUUGGCUAGAUCUCGAGCUAUUUCUGAAUACCAGCAACUGGCUAAUCAUGUAGGACUUCAUUCUGCUAGCAUGCCUGGGAUUAAUUGUCUUGACAUCAGCAAGACAUCUCCUGAAAGAAUUGUAACAGGGGGUAACGACAAAACUGCUGUUGUAUUUGAUCUUUCUACAUCACAAGUCAUAUCCAUUCUCAAAGGACAUAACAAAAAGGUUACACAGGUUGUUUAUCAUCCGUCUGAAGAAUUGGUGUUCACAGGUUCGCCUGACACAACUUUGAGAGUAUGGGGUGUCGAACAAGGUCAAUGUGCAAGUAUAAUUCGUGCACACAAGGGACCUGUAACUGGUCUAAGUAUUCAUGCGACUGGAGAUUAUUUGCUUUCAUGCAGCUCAGACGGUCAAUGGGCAUUCAGUGAUUUGCGACAUGGACGCGUUUUGGUUAGAAUUUCCGCCGUGGAUAAAUCUGGCAGUAUCCAAGCACUUACUUGCGCCCAGUUUCAUCCAGAUGGUCUUAUUCUUGGGACUGGUACUGCUGAUGGGGAGGUGAAAAUCUGGGAUGUUAAGGAACGGCGCAACGUUGCGAAUUUCGCACAUGGUUCAGGUACUAACCAACUAGUUACAGCUGUCGCUUUUUCGGAAAAUGGAUAUUAUCUGGCUACAAGUGGUGGCGAUAGUCAAGUGAAGCUCUGGGAUCUGCGGAAAUUAAAGAACUUUAAAACUUUGAUUCCUGGUGAAGAUCAACCAUCCUACGAAAUAUGCGAUGUGGAAUUCGACCAGUCUGGUUCAUAUCUUGCUGUUGCUGGUACUGAUGUACGUGUGUAUUUGUGCAAACAGUGGGAUCAGUUAGUUUCGUUCAAUGCACACACAGCUCCAGCAACUGGAGUUCGUUUUGGUGAGAAUGCAACUACGGUUAUUUCAGCCAGUCGUGAUCGUUCAGUAAAAGUAUUUGGUACAUAA
Messenger RNA from Schistosoma guineensis, 1605 nucleotides. NCBI's taxonomy places the organism in Eukaryota, Metazoa, Platyhelminthes, Trematoda, Strigeidida, Schistosomatidae. The record is from the annotation of a GenBank genome assembly.